AUGCCUACCGUUGUCGGAAAAGAGGUUGGCCCAACUGGCUAUGGCCUCAUGGGAUUCACAUGGUGUGCACAACCAACUCCGGAGCCCAAAUAUACUGAGGCAAUGAAUGCAGCAUUAUCCCUUGGGGCCAACCUCUGGAACGGCGGCGAAAUAUACGGCACCCCGGAACACAACUCUCUUCACAUCAUCCAUAAAUUUUUCACCCAACACCCAGAGGCAGCUGACAAAGUUGUCCUUAGCAUCCAAGGAGGUAUGGCACGAGACGAACUCGCUCCAGACGGGUCUGAAGAAAAUCUCCGAACAAGUGUGGAUGAGUGUUUGAGGGUCCUAGAUGGCGUAAAAGAGCUUGACCUGUUUCACAUCUCUCGAUUGGACCCAAAGUACCCAGUAGAAGAAACCAUCGGCCACCUCGCAAAGAUGGUGAAAGAAGGAAAGCUCAAAGGUAUCGGCCUGAGCGAGGUGGACGCAGAAACCAUACGACGGGCGCACAAGGUCCAUCCAAUUGCAGCAGUCGAAGUUGAACUAUCGCUGUGGAGUCCCGAUAUCCUUGAAAACGGAGUGGCGACGACCUGUGCAGAGCUUGGAAUACCCAUUGUGGCUUACUCUCCGCUGGGCAGGGGGGCACUGACGCGCAGGAUCGCCAAGCCCUCCGACAUUCCCCAGGGCGACAUCCGUAAUUACCUACCGAGAUUUCAAGAGGCCGCUCUGGCCGCCAACCAGAAAUUUGUUGAUGACGUUAUAUCAUUUGCUGAAAGAAAGAAGAUAACCCCCGCUCAGGCCGCAUUGAAUUGGGUCAGGACCCUCAACAAUGACAAAAACAUGCCCACAAUUAUCCCGAUACCAUCAGCCAAAUCGAAAGAGCGGGUGUCAGAGAAUUUGCAAACCCUACCUCCAUUUUCUGCUGAAGACAUGAAGGAGAUCGACGAGUUGAUCAAAGCAAGCAAUAUCAUUGGAGACAGAUAUCCAACUUAUUAA
Molecule: messenger RNA, 975 nt
Organism: Histoplasma capsulatum G186AR
Lineage: Eukaryota; Fungi; Ascomycota; Eurotiomycetes; Onygenales; Ajellomycetaceae
Product: pyridoxal reductase
Exons: 3
Coding region: 1-975 (324 amino acids)
Cellular component (GO): cytoplasm
Source: RefSeq, a predicted model, not a curated record